CAUGGGUGAAAGAUUGUUAGGUGGCGAUCUUGCCGUUGCGACUCUUCUUACAACGAUAUCGUGGAUAGUUUAUGCUGCUGAGGUUGGUGAAGGAAGAAAGUUUGUUCACGCUUGCUUUGGAUUGGCAAUCGUAUCAUCUAUUUUGUCUUUGAUAAGUUCUAUUGUUGCCUUCACAUCGCCCGCUAUGAAACAAAAGAUCUCGAAAAAAAGAACACAAAGUGCUCAGCAAAUACCAUAUCAACCCAAUAAUAGGGGAGUUAUCAUGUUUCCACAUAAUUUUCAACAACAGUAUAUAGAUAAUAGUAAGAUGCCACAAUCAAGACACAUUGAAACUCCAGUCUAUGGACACCCUUAUAAACCGUAUCAGUUAAGUCAACAGUACGACAAUUAUGCCAUGGACAGCAAUCAAGCUUAG
Molecule: messenger RNA, 415 nt
Organism: Dimorphilus gyrociliatus
Lineage: Eukaryota; Metazoa; Annelida; Polychaeta; Dinophilidae
Source: the annotation of a GenBank genome assembly